AUGACUGACAUGAGGGCUGCAUUCCUGGUGCUAAUCCUAUGGGCUGUGGCGUAUGCUUACCCUGUGCCUGGCCAUGAAUCCCCCCACCCCAGCACCCUGCAGGAGGAUACCGCAAAUGGAGAUUACAUCGGCAAGCUGGGCAACCGCCUAGAUGGUGGGGAUGGCAGACAUCAUCCUGCCAGUCCAGAGACAGGGGAAAAUGCACUUGCCAGGGACCUGGCAGGUGGGAAUGCCGUGGAUGAGGAGCUGGGUGAGCUCAGUGGCCAAGAUGUGGGAGACCGCGUUGAGCAGGCUCAGCACGUAAACCAGGUGGACCACGAAGACAUGAGUGCCCACAAUGGGAAUGACCUUGGUUUCCUGGAGGUGGAUGCCCGUGACACUGAUGAUGCUGACAAUGGAGACCACUACGGUGCCAGAGCCAACGGGUUCCCCUCCCAUGGUGGCGGGUUCCUGGACGAGGAGGAUGACAGUGGGGACGACACCUUUGAUGCCAAUAGGGAAGAAGAGAGGGGUGAAGGCCCUACCUAUGGGGCUGGUGCUGAUGGGGCAGGGGAACACAAGCAUGAUGCUGGGCGUGGGGAUGCCGGGGCUGGAAUGGGGCACAGCAGCAGCAGCAGCAGCAGCGAGAGCAUUGGGGCAGACCACCGACGCUACAGGAACUAUGGGCACACCUACAGGCACAGAGGGGCCAGCAGCAGCAGCCAGGAGGAGAGCUAUGACUUCCAGGACGAAGCCAUGCAGGGGGAUGAUCCCUCUGUCUUUGACGGCCCAGGCAGCAGCUACAGGAUGCGCCACCCUGGCCCCCAUGCUCUGGGGAACAGUGGGGAGAGUGCCCAGGGGGCUGGCUCCCACCGCUGGGAGGAGGGUGACAGCAGGUCCCCCGAGGUGGAGGAUGGUGACUCUGGAGAAGACAGCCCAUCUGUGGAGAAUGACAGUCAGUCAGAAGAGCCUGUUGACAGCCAGUCAGAGGAAAAAAGCUCCAGCCACUCCAGGCAGGAUGGGGAUGAGGAUGGGGAUGGGGAUGGGGAGGACAGCCCCUCCAGGGAAGAUGAGGACAGUGAGUCCAGGGAGACCACUGAUGAGCAGUCAGAUGAAGAGCCGGGGGAGACCCCAGAGGUGGUGAGAACCUUGAAUGAACACAGCAACAGUCAAACCUGGGAAGGUCAGGAGGACUGGGAUUCUGCUGAGGACAGGAGUGUGCUGUCCACACCUGACAGUGAGUCCAGGGAAGAAGAGAAUGAACUGAGCAAGUCCGGGGAAGAUGAUGAUGACCAGAGCCAUUCCACAGAGGACACUGCGGAGGAGUCAGAGGAGGAUGAGAAUGACUCUGUGCCAAGCACAUCAGCUGAGAGCCCAGAGGUGCCAGAGGAUGACAGCAGCCCAGAGGACAACACAGGUGAGGACAGCAGGUCUGCAGAGAGCGACAACAGCGAGUCCCAGGAAGAUGAGGAUGACGUGGAGAGCCACUCCCAGGAGGAUGCCACUCGCGAGUCCAGCAGCCACGGGGACGACAGCUCCCUGCAGAGCCUGGAGAGCGGGGCCCACAAGCAGCGGCUGGGCGCCCUCCGCCACAGACCUGCGGCUGAUUAUGAUGACAAUGACUGCCAGGAUGGGUACUGA
Camarhynchus parvulus is the source of this 1620-nucleotide messenger RNA. RefSeq names its product dentin matrix acidic phosphoprotein 1-like. The transcript is spliced from 4 exons. The record is from RefSeq and is a predicted model, not a curated record. NCBI's taxonomy places the organism in Eukaryota, Metazoa, Chordata, Aves, Passeriformes, Thraupidae. Bases 1 to 1620 code for a protein of 539 amino acids.